Leptidea sinapis is the source of this 918-nucleotide messenger RNA. Its product is annotated as unconventional myosin-Ia-like. The record is from RefSeq and is a predicted model, not a curated record. Bases 331 to 852 code for a protein of 173 amino acids. NCBI's taxonomy places the organism in Eukaryota, Metazoa, Arthropoda, Insecta, Lepidoptera, Pieridae. Gene Ontology annotation, biological process: vesicle transport along actin filament; actin filament organization. The transcript has 7 exons. Gene Ontology annotation, cellular component: cytoplasm; vesicle; myosin complex. Gene Ontology annotation, molecular function: microfilament motor activity; ATP binding; actin filament binding.
UCCUAAGUUCUAGCCUUAGAAUAUUAAUAUUAUUCUAAGGUUCUAGUGGAAAAUAUUUAAUUCUCUUAAUAUAUUUACUCAAGGGUCACGAUUGCGAAGUGCAAGCUCAGCAAAUAAAGAUUGUUGUUAAAUUAAUACCAUAGAAAUUAGAAUUUAGUAUUAUAAUCUCGAUACAGAAAUCAGUGUGUUCAAAAUUGGUGCUAAUUUGUAUAUAAAACUGGAAUUCCUAUUAUAGUAUGUAAAAAAGAUUGGGAAUGCAGCGACCACCCUCGGGCUAUGGGAUGUGCCGGGUCAUGAGUGGCACAGCGGGCCGGAGCAGGUGAGAGCGGGAUGGGCGAGCCCGAGGCUGGGGCGGGGCUCGCGGAUGCCGUGCUCCUGGCGCCGCUCACAGAGGACACGUUCCUGCACAACCUGCACGUGCGGUACAAGAGGGACAUCAUCUAUACAUGGGUGGGCAACACACUGGUGUCGGUGAACCCUUGUCGGCCACUGCCGCUGUACUCCGCCGAGCUGGUGCGAGCGUAUCUGGCUCGCCCGCCUCACCUGCUGCCUCCGCACCUGUACGCCGUGACGGGCGCAGCCUACCGCUGGGUGCGCGAUAGGAACGAGAACCAGUGCAUCGUCAUCACAGGUGAGAGCGGCGCGGGCAAGACGGAGGCCGCACGCGUGUGCCUGCAGGGCGCGCUCGUGGCGGCGGGUGGAGGCGCCGCCCUGGCCGCUGCCGGCACGCUGCUGGAGGCCUUCGGCAACGCCGCCACCGCGCGCAACCACAACGCCAGCAGAUUCGGCAAGCUGCUGGAGAUCGAGUUCGACUUCCGGGGCGAGCCGGUCGGCGGCCAUCUGACGCACUGAGCGCGCGUGCGGGAGCGGCGUGGCGCCGGGUGAGCGCAACUUCCACGUGCUGUACCAGCUGCUGGC